Messenger RNA from Durio zibethinus, 2528 nucleotides. Its product is annotated as sulfhydryl oxidase 2-like. NCBI's taxonomy places the organism in Eukaryota, Viridiplantae, Streptophyta, Magnoliopsida, Malvales, Malvaceae. Gene Ontology annotation, cellular component: Golgi membrane. The record is from RefSeq and is a predicted model, not a curated record. Gene Ontology annotation, molecular function: protein disulfide isomerase activity; flavin-dependent sulfhydryl oxidase activity. Gene Ontology annotation, biological process: protein folding.
AUUUAUUUUUUCGGUUGCACACAAAAAAAUUGAUCUUGACCGACUAUCGCAAACAUAAUUAAUCGUCAGAAUUUCAAAAAAGGAAAAGAAAACGUAAUUCUCACCCUUUCGACCGGAAAUUUCCAAACCCGCCCACCGCCUCAUCCCCUACUCCCAUAAUUCCGACGAAGCUGUGCAAAAAACAAAUAAAAUAAAUAUAUUUUGACAAAGUGGUUUUUUCUUCUCUUUCACUACGAUGUCUCUUGUAUAUUGGAUUCUGAUUUUGAAUCUUUGGAUCUUAAAAGCAAGGUCGUUGCAAGCGGAAUCGCGUACGGUACUUCGAGAGAUUGGUAAUAACAACGGUGGCGGCGGUAGUGAUCCAAAGGACUAUGCUGUCGAAUUGAACGUCACGAAUUUCGAUGGAGUUCUCAAGGAUACUCCAGCCACUUAUGCAAUAGUCGAAUUCUUCGCUCACUGGUGCCCUGCUUGCAGAAAUUACAAGCCCCAUUAUGAGAAAGUUGCAAGGCUUUUCAAUGGACCUGAUGCUGUGCAUCCUGGUAUCAUAUUGAUGACUAGAGUAGACUGUGCAUUGAAGAUAAAUACCAAACUUUGUGAUAAGUUUUCUGUGGGUCACUAUCCCAUGCUGUUUUGGGGUCCUCCUGCAAAGUUUUCUGCUGGCUGGGAACCCAACCAAGCAAAAGCUGAAAUACGUGUAAUUGAUGAUGGACGGACAGCGGAACGCUUACUUAAUUGGAUCAAUAAGCAAAUAGGCAGUUCAUAUGGCUUUGAUGAUGAAAAAUUUGAAAACGAGCAUCUUCCAUCAAAUAUAUCGGAUCCUGGACAGAUUGCUCGAGCCAUAUAUGAUGUGGAGGAGGCAACUGCAACUGCCUUUGACAUCAUUGUAGAACACAAGAUGAUUAAAUCAGAAACUCGAGCUUCACUCAUAAAAUUCGUUCAGCUUUUAGUGGCUCAUCAUCCUUCCAGGAGGUGUCGAAAGGGAAGUGCAGAAGUACUAGUGAACUUCGAUGACUUGUGCCCGUUAGAUACGUGGUCAUCUGAUAGACAUGAUGUUGCCACCAAUGACAUGAAGGGGGUGCUAAGCAAUUUCAAUAUUUGUGGAAAGGAAGUUCCCCGUGGAUAUUGGAUGUUUUGUCGUGGCAGCAAGAAUGAUACCAGGGGCUUUAGUUGUGGCUUAUGGGUUUUAAUGCAUUCACUCUCUGUGAGGAUUGAGGAUGGAGAAAGCCACUUUGCAUUUACAUCUAUAUGUGAUUUUAUUCACAACUUCUUUAUUUGUGAGGAUUGCCGUCAACAUUUUCAUGAGAUGUGUUCAAGUGUUACUAGUCCUUUCAAAAAAGCCCGUGACUUUGCCCUUUGGUUGUGGAGUGCACAUAAUCAAGUUAAUGAGAGAUUAAUGAAGGAAGAAGCAUCUAUGAAAACUGGAGAUCCCAAGUUCCCAAAGAUUAUUUGGCCUCCAAAACAGCUUUGUCCUUCAUGUUAUCACUACUCCCAAAGUCCCAAAGAUAAAGGAAGCAAACAGAUUGAUUGGGACCAGGAUGAAGUGUUCAAGUUCUUAAUUAGUUAUUACGGAAAUACACUAGCAUCUUUGUACAAAGAAAAGGGUCUACUUGCCGAUGAUGGAAAGAAAGCUACUCUGGAUGAUUUGGUGGCCUCAACAAACGCAGUUGUGGUGCCUAUGGGGGCUGCAUUGGCUAUUGCGCUUGCUAGCUGUGCAUUUGGAGCACUUGCUUGCUACUGGCGAUCUCAGCAGAAGAAUCGGAAGUAUUACCACCAACUAUACUCUUUAAAGAACAUAUGAUAAUUAUGAGGAUAUGGGUACUUUCAGAUAGGAUUAAAAGCAUUAUAGUGAAAAAAGAAACAGGGUAGUAAAAGGGGUGGGGGGAGGUGUAGAGAGAGAGAGAGAGGUUUUGAUAGUUAGGAUGUAACUUUCUUAUCUGAUUUUCUUCCACCACUUUUCAGGCCAAGGAGAAGCUGGAAUUAAGAUUACUAAAACAACAAAAAAUCACACAAAAACUUUAAGAUGCCCAGUCGGAUGAUCUCAAGAUCCAAGUAGAAAUCCAGGUUACGGCCUUGUACCAAAUGUCCCACUUGAGGUCCUAUUCUUUACCAGUUAUCUAUCAAGCUCAUCAUGAAAUUUAAUCUUGGGUUCUAGUCUUGCAUCUAUUUUUUUUUUAAUUUCCAUUCACAUUUGACAUGCUGCAUGAGUACUUAAGAAUGACUUUCUGAUUGUCUGAUACAAGUGGCCUCCAAUUCCUUCACCUGAUUUUGUUCUUUUUUUGAUAAAACAGUAAAGACUGAAGAACUAUCUCUUUUUCUUUUUGUAAUACUAAAAAGUGAAGAACUAUACUAACUUUAGUAUGGGAAUACUGUAUAAACCCCUUUAGGGUUAUUUCAUGAGUCGUACUUUCAUUAUUGCAUUGACAAUUCUAUCUCCUUCUCUCCAACCUAAACUCUAUUUCUAGCAAUUAUUAAGCUCAGGUAUGUAUGUAGAAAUUGAACAAUCUUAAUGUCUCCAAAAUCUCCAAACAAGA